UCGUAUUCUUGUAUUUUUUAAUAUUUGACAUUUAGAAUAUAUGAGAAUUAAUUAUUUUACAAAUUAAAUAAAAAAAUAUAAUUAUGAGUCGUAGAAGACCUCAUGAGGAAGAAGAUGGAUAUGAUCGAGCAUAUAAGAAAAGACGCCGCGUUUCUGAAAAUCAAGAAAUUGAGGAUCGUCUGGAAUCUCUUAUUCUACGAGUUGGUGAAAAGAGUACAUCGUCAUUAGAAUCAAAUUUAGAAGGAUUGGCAAGCGUAUUAGAGGCUGAUUUAGGUACAUUUCGUGUGAAAAUAUUACGUAUAUUAACAGAUUGUGCAAUUAAAAUGCCAGAGAAAUGUACAAUUUACACGACACUUGUUGGCUUAUUAAAUGCAAAGAAUUUUAAUUUCGGUGGUGAAUUUGUUGAGUACAUGGUACGGACAUUUAAAGAUGCUUUAAAAGCUUGUAAAUGGGAUAUUGCUCGUUAUGCAUUAAGGUUUUUAGCUGAUUUAGUGAACUGUCAUGUAUUAUCAGCAACAUCUCUUUUACAAUUAUUGGAUAAUAUGAUUGAUGUUGCAAAUGAGGAUGGAGUACCUCAAGUUAGAAAAGAUUGGUAUGUUUUCGCAAUAUUAUCUACGUUACCGUGGGUAGGUCGAGAAUUAUAUGAGAAAAAAGAAAGUGCAUUAGAUCAUUUAUUGGUUUCGAUAGAAAUUUUUUUAAAUAAACGGCAUAAAAAACAUCAUAAUGCUUUAAGAGUUUGGGCUGUGGAUACUCCACAUCCACAGGAAGAAUAUUUAGAUUGUCUUUGGGCACAAAUUCGUAAAUUACGCCAAGAUAAUUGGGCUGAAAAACAUAUCCCACGACCAUAUUUAGCAUUUGAUUCAAUACUUUGUGAGGCGUUACAACACAAUUUACCAAAUAUUUUGCCACCACCGCAUCAUGACAGUUAUGAAUAUCCGAUGCCUAGUGUUGUAUUUCGUAUGUUCGAUUAUACUGAUUGUCCAGAAGGACCAGUAAUGCCUGGAGCACAUUCGAUUGAACGAUUUUUGAUAGAAGAACAUUUACAUUCGAUUGUUGAAAUGUAUCAUUUGGAACGAAAAGAUUGUGCUGCUCAUUUAUUAAAUUUCCCAUAUAAAUUAAAAAUCCCAUUAGAUUAUUGUAUUGUGGAAGUGAUUUUUGGUGAAUUAUUCCAUAUGCCGAAUCCAAGAUAUUUAGAAAUAUGUUAUGGUUCGAUAUUAAUUGAGCUAUGUAAAUUACAACCGUCAACCAUGCCACAAGUGUUAGCACAAGCUACAGAAAUAUUAUUCUUACGUAUUGAUACUAUGAAUACAACAUGUUUUGAUCGUUUUACGAAUUGGUUCUCAUAUCAUUUGAGUAACUUUCAAUUUCGUUGGUCAUGGGCUGAUUGGGAUGAAUGUUUAUCAUUGGAUAUUGAACAUCCAAAACCAAAAUUUGUUCGGGAAACAUUAUGUAAAUGUCAAAGAUUAUCAUAUCAUCAACGUGUACGUGAAAUGGUACCUGAAUCGUUUGCUGCAUUUGUUCCUGCUAAAGCUGAACCAAAUUAUAAAUAUUCACAAGAGGGAGCUGCAUCACUUCCUGGUACAACCGCUGCUCACCAACUUGUAGUUUCAAUUCGUCAAAAAUGUACGCCUGAAGAAGCUUUGGCUGUUCUUAAAGAAUUACCAAAUCCAAGACCAGAAGAUGAUCCUGACAAUAGGUUUAAUCCAUUAAAAAUAGAUGUGUUUGUUCAAACUUUAUUAAAUUUGGGAUCGAAAAGUUUUUCACAUAGUUUUGCAGCGAUAUCCAAAUUUCAUUACGUGUUUAAGAUAUUAGCCGAAUCUGAAGAAGCGCAAAUAUGUAUUCUAAGAAAUAUGUUCGAAUUAUGGCACAGUCACCAACAAAUGAUGAUUGUACUUGUUGAUAAAAUGUUAAAAACACAAAUUGUUGAAUGUUCAGCUGUAGCUAAUUGGAUAUUUUCAAAAGAGAUGACAAUUGAAUUUACAAAAAUGUAUCUUUGGGAAAUAUUACAUUUAACAAUACGUAAAAUGAAUAAACAUGUCAUCAAAUUGAGUGGUGAAUUGGCUGAAGCUCGGGAAAAAUUAGCACGUGCUGAUUCAAGCUCAAGCAGUUCAGACGAUGAAGAUGGUGGCGGUGGAGGUGGUGGUGGAAAUGCGGCAGCUAAAAAAUCAAAGCCAACCAACGAUGAUAAAGAAAAACCAACAGAGGAAGUAGUAGAACGAAUGGAGGAACGUUUAGAAGCUGCACAAGCUGAUCAAAAAAAUUUGUUUUUAAUUAUUUUUCAACGAUUUAUUAUGAUUUUAUCUGAACAUUUGGUAAGAUCUGAUACAGACGGUAGAGAUUACAAUACGCAUUGGUAUAAAUGGACCAUUGGAAGACUUCAACAAGUAUUUUUGACGCAUCACGAACAAGUUCAAAAAUAUAGUUCAACAUUGGAAACUCUUCUAUUUACGCAAGACUUAGAUCCACAUAUUCUUGAAGUAUUUCAACAGUUCGUUUCAUUGAGAUCAUGAAUAAGUACUACCAUCGUUUAUCGUAUAAUCUACGUUCAACUAUCAAAAUUGGGUUUUUUUUUUGUUUUUCUUAAUUAUGUAUCACAGAAAUACUCUGUAAAUAUGUGUAUUCCCAAUCAUGUUCAAAAUAACGGGGGCAUUAGAAAAGUUUUAAAAUGUAAAAUGGAUUAUCUGAAAUAUUUAAAAUGCAUCUGAUAAACUUUUUACAUUUUAAAAUUAAUUAAUUUAAUUUUAAGUAUGCUGAAUUUUGAUUUUUAAAUAUUCAUUCUGUUUUGAUUUCUUGAAUUUGUUUAUACUGAUAACGCAAGCAUUAUAUGCCGGUCUGCAAAUCGUGGCUUUGAGAAUUACUACAUUCCUCUUUUUUUUUUUAAAGACAUCCGCCAUUUCAAGAACUUCUUUCUUUUUUAAAAUAACAGUGGUCUCAGUAUUUUAUUCAGUGGUCUUCAUAGCUAAACUGUUUUUAGAAAUAUGUUAGAAUUUAUUUGAAGAAAAAUUUUAACCAGAAAUACAGUUGAAAUUUGCACAAAAAAUAAUUUUUUCGCUAUUUUCUUUAUACAUUUUAGUAACUGGAUGUCUUGACCAUUAUAAAAACAAAUUAACCAGAGAUAUUUGAGGAUACGAGAAAUUUUGACAUCGAAAUUCUUGAAAAUAUUACAGGGUGGUAUAGUUUGCUCAUUUGGCGACCAUUAUUAAUAAAAGAAUUUCGGGCAUGGCGAAAAUUAGGCACAUCUAGCUCUUAGUAUAUGGUAUUAUCAUGGUAAUCAAGAAAUGAAAUUGAUAGUAGGGGAGCUGGUGAAAAUUUUUAAAUCAUCAUUUGGUCAAGGUUAAGAACAUAUUUUGCCGAUAGUACCGAUCCUUAGCUAUUGGUCUUCCAAGCCGUAUACGUCGAUGUUUGCAACUGUAAUUGAAUGGAAGACAAUAAUUUUUCAUUUACUUAUUACGCCGACUAUCUGCUGAUAAAAACUCAACCUUGGUCAAUUUGUACAUUUAAAAUUAUUUUUGCAAUGUCUGGGAAGACGCAUUUUACAACAUAUUUCGAAUGGAAGGAAGACUUACAUUUUCUCAUUUCUUUGACUUUAAAAUCGUUAAAAAUUGUACAUUUAUAAUUUUUACAAAAGCAUAAAUGUAAAUUCGAACAUUUUAUUUUUAUUAUUCCUUUAAUGGAACAAUAAAAUGAUAUUAAGCUUAUCAAUAAGACAAUUUGGUUUUUAAUAAAUCUUGGAGAAUUUAUAAUACCGGCCGGAAUUACUGAUACUAAUUAAUUUUUUCAUUUACAAAUUAUGCAUUUAUAUCAAUGAUUUCGAAAAAUUUUGAAUAUAGUUAAAAAUUUUCUUCAGUUUUAUAAUCCGACGUUACCCAUAAAUAAUUAUCAAGCCUGUUCACAGUAAUAAGAGAGGAUAUCUUAAAUGUAUAACUGUCUUUAGUAACAAAUACUACUAUUUCCUGUAAAUCCGGCUAUUCGUAAAUAUCGCCUUAUUUAUGGAAUAUAAAUAAUGUUUGUGCAAAAAAUUAAAUUUUACUUC
Chrysoperla carnea is the source of this 4033-nucleotide messenger RNA. RefSeq names its product nuclear cap-binding protein subunit 1 (gene Cbp80). Gene Ontology annotation, biological process: nuclear-transcribed mRNA catabolic process, nonsense-mediated decay; mRNA export from nucleus. Gene Ontology annotation, molecular function: mRNA binding; RNA cap binding; protein binding. The transcript has 5 exons. The record is from RefSeq and is a predicted model, not a curated record. Lineage: Eukaryota; Metazoa; Arthropoda; Insecta; Neuroptera; Chrysopidae. Gene Ontology annotation, cellular component: nuclear cap binding complex; nucleus. Bases 84 to 2510 code for a protein of 808 amino acids.